AUGUCUUUACCAAUUGACCUAAAGCGUAGUUUGCGCUCAACUAUCUACCUAGCCCCCACCGAGUACUUCGAUCUCUGGUUGCGUGCCCUCGCCGUCGCCAACCUUGCCGUCGCUAAUCGAUCUUCUCCCCCUCCACCGCCGGCGCAACACCCCGUCCUCGAGGUCGUGUGA
Molecule: messenger RNA, 171 nt
Organism: Diaporthe citri
Lineage: Eukaryota; Fungi; Ascomycota; Sordariomycetes; Diaporthales; Diaporthaceae
Exons: 2
Coding region: 1-171 (56 amino acids)
Source: RefSeq, a predicted model, not a curated record